CAGCUGGGUUUGGUCUGGCAGUCAUAGACUCCCGUUUCCACCAGUUUCAUCAAAAUAAACGGACGCUAUCGACGUCUGGUGACCGUUAACCGGAGGAUUUACCGCCACAUUUUUGGACUCGAGCUCGGUUCUUUUUUUUUGUUUCUUUUUUUUUUACCACCUGUCCGCGUGAAAUUCUUGUUUUAAUUAAUUUUUUUUCUUGUUUGUUUUUGCCUCCGCAUCUGAAGAGAUGUCUGUCGCGGGGUUGAAAAAGCAGUUCCAUAAAGCCACUCAGAAAGUCAGUGAAAAGGUUGGAGGAGCAGAAGGGACCAAGCUAGAUGAUGACUUUAAAGAAAUGGAAAAGAAGGUGGACGUCACCAGCAGAGCAGUGCUGGACAUCAUGACCAAAACUACAGAGUACCUUCAGCCUAACCCAGCAUCCAGAGCCAAGCUGAGCAUGAUCAACACCAUGUCAAAGAUCCGUGGGCAGGAUAAAGGGCCUGGUUACCCGCAGGCUGAGUCCAUCCUGGGCGAUGCCAUGUUGAAGUUUGGACGAGAGUUAGGAGAGGAGUCCUGCUUCGGCUUGGUGCUCAUCGAUGCCGGCGAGGCAAUGAAGGAACUCGGAGAGGUGAAAGAUGCUUUGGACAUGGAGGUCAAACAAAACUUCAUUGACCCGCUGCAGAACCUCCACGACAAAGACCUGAAAGAGAUCCAGCAUCACUUGAAGAAGAUGGAAGGCCGGCGUCUGGACUUUGACUACAAGAAGAAGCGUCAGGGGAAAGUUCAGGACGACGAAAUCAAACAGGCACUGGAGAAGUUUGACGAGAGCAAAGAGAUCGCAGAGCAGAGCAUGUUUAACCUACUGGAGAGCGACAUAGAGCAGGUGAGCCAGCUGGCAGCGUUGGUCCAGGCUCAGUUGGAAUACCACAGCCGCUCUGCUGAAAUCCUCCAACAGCUCUCCAGCAAGGUGGAGGACAGGAUAAAAGAAGUGUCCAGUAAACCAAGAAAGGAGUACACUCCGAAGCCCAGAAUGACCCUGGAGCUGCUGCCACCCAGUGAGAGCCACAAUGGAGGAAUACACUCUGCCAAGUCUCCCGGAAGAUCACCAGCCCCCAUGGACCAGCCAUGUUGUCGAGCAUUGUAUGACUUCGAGCCAGAGAACGAAGGCGAGCUUGGCUUCAAGGAGGGCGAUGUCAUCACCCUGACCAAUCAGAUCGACGACAACUGGUACGAGGGCAUGAUCAACGGCCAAUCGGGCUUCUUCCCCAUCAACUACGUGGAUAUCCUGGUACCGCUCCCUCAUUAGGUCCCGUCAUCGACCUGACCCUUCCCCUUCAACCAAUCCAGAAACCCAGAAAACAGCCUGUACUUGCAUAAACGACAAACCACGCCCUCCCUCUACUUCUUCUUCUGUGCUUCUGUGUGAUUCUGCUUUCACAAAACGGACGGAUAUGAGAGAGGGGCCAGACAAGACCAUAAACGAGUGAUAAGAGGAAAAGAGGAGGAAUAUAGCGUGAGAGAUGCAGAAGAGAAGGAUUGAAAAAGACAGGAAGAUGAAGAAAUGAUGCGCGCUGCUCAGCCUGGAAACACUGGACACUAAUGAGGCUCUGGAGACUUGCAAAUAAGGCACGGUGUAUAUGUAUGUGCAUGUCUGUAUGUGCGUUUCGACCUGUUUGUACUCUGUUAUGAUGAAGCCAGCACAAAUUCCUGCCUGACAGCUUCUUCUCUGUCUUCAUGCUUUCUCUUAAUAUGACUGUCUACCUUGACUCACCUUCUUGUACUUUUCUUUAGCCCUAGAUUUCUCGGCAACCAUCACAGUCAUCCUUACUUUCUCUCCAAUUUUUUUCUCUGUCAUUCUUCCUUCCUUCUUUAGCUAGCAUUGCCUUUUACGUGGCUCCAUUUAAUACAGGGGCUUGUGGCUCAAAU
Messenger RNA from Melanotaenia boesemani (Boeseman's rainbowfish), 1905 nucleotides. RefSeq names its product endophilin-A1-like. The transcript is spliced from 9 exons. Bases 230 to 1285 code for a protein of 351 amino acids. Gene Ontology annotation, molecular function: protein binding. Gene Ontology annotation, biological process: synaptic vesicle uncoating. The record is from RefSeq and is a predicted model, not a curated record. Lineage: Eukaryota; Metazoa; Chordata; Actinopteri; Atheriniformes; Melanotaeniidae. Gene Ontology annotation, cellular component: presynapse; glutamatergic synapse; cytoplasm.